CUCACAAUCUCUCGUCUUUUGGGUAACGAAACAUUGUCACCACUUCUGCUCGCCACGUCGGCAAAGGCAUCGCACUCGCGCGAAAGACCUCUCUGUGCAGCCAGUCAGUCAAUCACCUAGAUAGGUACCUAAAGCUUGCUCAAGGUAUCAUUCAUGGGAGGCUGCAAAACCAGUCUGGUCCCUACGAGAUCUUGAAACUACCCAUCUCGUCCUCUCUUUUGUGUUUCAUUCGUUGCGCUUUAAUAAACCUUUACCAUCUGACCCCCAGUUGUUGUCUUCAUCAUCUAACUUGUUUGUUUGCUUCUUUAUCUUACUUGUCUUUUUUUAUUAUUGUUUUUUACUUGCCUAUUUUUGUGAGGUCUCACAAGGCUUCCUACACAUUCGUUUCUUAUUCAGUCUUUCCUCGGUCCCUUUUGGUUCAGAAAAAGCAGCACCGCGGCGCCUAGCUUUGCAUUGACCCGCGCGGCACUAAAACAGCUCGCCAGAGGUCGAUUCUCAGACAGCCUGCAGUGAUCUGCAUACAUUUGUUCCACACACCUUCGUUUGCCAUCAACUCCAGGAACGACGUAAAGCACCGCGAGCAGCUUCCCACCUUCGGCACAACGACCUGAAUUAGGUUUUCGGCAACGUUCCUGCCGCAGCCGCCGCCGUCGUACCUUCACUCCAACUGUCGUCAAUCGUUAUUGAAGAUAGCCCUCGGCGGACCGAAGUUACGCACCUCCCAGCCACCAUUUCGGCAAAAACACCGUCCUUGGUCUGCCCGACUCCGACCAUAUCUUCAGACUCCUCUCACUCACUACGGAACCCGAGUAUUCAGUCGCUUAGCUCGGCAUCUUUCUUUUUGGGUAUUGGCAACUUGAAUCGAGUAGCAUCAGUCACCACGACGGCACCUUAAUAAAAAAGAACACUUCAUCAAGAGGUGGUGUCGCGACGCUUCUUGCGACCGGUUCUUGGAGACGCAUACAAAGUCAUCGCGUAACCAGAAGAUUAUGACGCAGCAGUAAUCGGAAAUUUAGUUCAGCGAUUUGCGCGGUUACUCAACACCUUCCACCCGACGACCUGGUCGGUACGCGCUCGGAACGCGAUCCAGCAGAACAUCAUGGCUAAGCCUUCUAGCCAGGAAAGGAUACGUCGAAGAAGAGGACGGCCUGUCUCCAGCAUACGAAGCCUGGUGCUCUCCACGUUUCUGUCGUCUGCCCCUGUGACGAUGGCUGCGUGUAUUUCGAUGCAAGGGUCUACUGCUUGUCCUGCAUUCCAGUCAGCCUCUGUCUCAAAUGACGACUACAUUGUCGGGCUCUUCUCCUUCAUGCGGUUUGUUUCAAACACACAAAAUUUUGACGACCGGUUAAAGGAAUACGUCCGUACGAGCUACGUUCAAGAAAAGUAUCAAACGCUACUUGGUUGUGGCGGAAUUAAUCUUUCAAACACGACAGAGCAAUAUGCGCGUUUUACUACGACAACGAUAUGCAAUUCACUGGUGCAAAACUCGAUUGACAAGUGCAGCCUUGGUUCAGACCAAUCCCGUCCUGUCUGCGCCGAGACUUGCGCCCAAUUUGCCCAGAGCGAGGCAUUGAUCGCGUCCGACAGCAGGUUGUGUUCGAAUGCUGGGAGCAAUGCUCAGAAGCAGAUAAGGGCCGACUUCACUAACUGCGCCCUGCCAGCCAAUUCUCUGUCUUCUCAAACCUGCAUUCAAGGCAUUACCAACGAGCCCGACAACUGUGGCUAUGGCAACAGCACAAUCGGCUUGUGCUCGUACUGUGCGUCAGGCGGUAUUAAUUCCACCGACACAUGCUGCUACACGUCCAAUACUCAGAGUAGAUGCGUUGGCGUUGUUCUCCCGACUGUCAUUCCCAGCGUGUCACUUCCGACUGUGACACCCACGAGCACUAGUACUCCGGCUCCCUCAUCCGAACGAAACGGUCUUUCAGGGGGCGCUAUAGCUGGAAUUGUCAUUGGAUCCAUCAUUGGCUUUGCCCUCAUCGCAGCUCUGAUUUUCGUGUGCAUUCUUCUCAGGAGAAGACGACGGGGCAGCCAAAGUGGGAGCAUCUUUAACCAGCCAUCUCCUGCUCGCAGAGGAGGUACCUCCACCUCGCAAGUGCACACCGUGCCCUCGGGACCAAACCCGCAGGGCUACGAAGUUCUGCCAGGCGGUAGGAUAGCAAGGAUGUCAGCACUCGAAGGUCAUACAGGUGACUCCCCAGCCCGCCACGGGUAUGGCGGCCAUGAUGGCCGGGGUCUACCGCUCGGAGCCGCCGCGGUUGGCGCGGCAGCCGGCUAUGGCGCGGGCAGGAGCAGGGGAGGGGACAAUCAGAGUUCUUCUGACGAUUUUGCCGAAAGCCCUGAACCAGAACCCCGAAUUGGCGUACUUCGACCGCCGCCUGCAGCGCUUAGGAGGCACGGCUCACUGUCGAGUAGUUCGGCUCUGGAAGGUGAUCCUAAUUCUCCAGGUAGUGCAGGCGGCAUGUCUUCGUCUCCUCCAGGUAUGGCCAGUCAGCAGUCGGAGCAAUUGCCGUUCUUCAAAGAUUACUACUCCCAAGAUGACAUACACCCGGGCGACAAAGUCUCUGUUCUCUGGGCUUACCAGCCUCGCGCUGCCGACGAAUUCACAUUGGAGAGAGGUGAUAUGCUCAAGAUUGUCGGUAUUUGGGACGAUGGCUGGGCCACGGGUGUUCUUCUGGAUGAUCGUGCCGAAGAGUGGGAGGCACGACGACACAAACAGCGCGAUAGUGGCGUGUCCCACACCUCAGGGCCGUCACGAGAUGUAUCAUCACCACCAGCCAGUGGUGAGAUCAAGGCAUUCCCGCUCGUCUGCGUAUGCCUACCUGAGCACUGGAGGAAGACGAUCGAUAGCGACGGCUCGACGGAAGCAGGCUCCAGCGGCUACCCGGUCUGAACAAGACACGUUUGCAACGUCUGAUAUUACGAAUUCUUAUGCCCAUCAUUCCUCGAUUUCCGGAGUUUGGCGCCUUUUUCCCUCCUCAAAAGCAUCUGCAGAUAUCCUGCAAGAUUUGAUAUUUCAGUAUUCAGUCACCGAGUUCAACAGUUUCAGCGCCUCAUACGUCUUCCCUGCACAUAGACAUCAUCUGAUGCAUAUUUCUUUUUGCGACGUUACGCUUAAUGGUCUCAGUUACCGACAUAGACCUCCUUUUCGUCCAUGCUACCUGUUCAGCCUCAUCGUUCUUGCGUUUGUCCAGGGGAUCUAUUUAUUCCGCCUGUUGCAGGCACUCAUACUUAUUGUGAGGCAUUGCCGAAUAUAAUAAACAACCACCAGAAUACUGUGCAUAAACCCUCCCCUUUCGUUUCGAUUGUUGAUGCUUACUUAUACCCGGUCUUCAGGCCAUCGGUGGUUUUUCUUCUUCUUCUUUUUAACUGCUAUCUUUAAGAGUGUGCGGUCGGGGAGGGUACUUUGCUAUCUAAUCUUUAUCUCAUUGCGCGCAUCAGGGGUUGGCAGCUUUCCACGGUGGUAUAGUCUAAUGGAUGAGAAAAGCCCGACUCGUCGAGCCAGAUAAAUCUUGUGCAGCUGUGACGGGUUGGAUUUGGCAAUGCUAUCAAGACAAAAUUUUGCGUACCCUUUUCUUGAUCACCUGGUCGUCGUCAGCAUAUUAUCUCCACUAUUGUUAAUGUACGCCAAUUGAAUGUGUCACAUGUACUUUGGC
Pyricularia grisea is the source of this 3656-nucleotide messenger RNA. RefSeq lists its product as uncharacterized. The transcript has 4 exons. Lineage: Eukaryota; Fungi; Ascomycota; Sordariomycetes; Magnaporthales; Pyriculariaceae. Bases 1100 to 2893 code for a protein of 597 amino acids. The record is from RefSeq and is a predicted model, not a curated record. Gene Ontology annotation, molecular function: protein binding.